This is a messenger RNA of Pleurotus ostreatus (oyster mushroom), 909 nucleotides long. RefSeq lists its product as uncharacterized. Bases 1 to 909 code for a protein of 302 amino acids. The record is from RefSeq and is a predicted model, not a curated record. The transcript has 13 exons. Lineage: Eukaryota; Fungi; Basidiomycota; Agaricomycetes; Agaricales; Pleurotaceae.
AUGUCUCUCAAACCUCAGGUUUUGGAACAUUUGAACGUCGUCAGUGCUAACGCUGGUGCGCUCCAUGCAUCAUCAAGUGUCUCUGGCAUCCUACUCGGGUGCUUAGUAGUUCAGAGCUACGUAUAUUACAAAAAGCACUAUGAUGACCCUCUGGGGGUGAAGAUUUUGGUUGUGACAUUGGUCACCUCCGAAAUAGCUCAGCAGCUUUGCAUGAUCGACGCAGACUAUACAUUGGCCAUCUCGAACUGGGGCAACCCCACGAUAUUCUUCCGUUUACCAGCAUCAUUGUGGGCCACCAUCGUCAUCAGUGUUUUGAACUCGCCAUUGGUGGAGUCCUUUUAUUUUUGGCGCAUCUACAAAAUCAGUCAACGAAUGUGGCCGAGUGUCAUUGGUACUUUUUUAUCUUGGCUUCGUUGCGCUGGAUGGCUUGUGUUCGCUAGUACCGCCGCUCAGCAAGGCAGUUUGACCCCCGGAUUUAUUGAUGACAAGUCCUGGCUCAUUAUCACGCUUGUCGCAUUUGGCCUUGUCACCAAUGGCUUCCUCGCAGCGGUCAUGGUUUAUUACCUCAUCCGCAACAGACACACGCCGUUCCGCAGAAUGGGUGUACCCCCCAGGACCAAACUGUUAAUUGACCGCCUUAUUAUGUGGACCGUCCAAACCUCCAUCAUCACUGGGUUGGCAUACGCGGCUACACUCAUUUUGUUCAUUACCCUCAGAAAUACUCUUAUCUGGUUCGGUAUCCUGGCCUGCACCACUAAAGUUUGUGCAAACUGCCUGCUAUCGUCAUUGAACGACAGGGCAAAGAUCAGAGUUCAUACAAAGUCCGAAGCCCUCUCGAGCUCGGACGUGCCUAUGCAGCCGCAGAGCAGGCGACUUGCACUACCGCUAGCAAAGAAGACAAAUUGGUGA